UUCAACCUGACAACACGAUGUUUGGGAAAUUGGGUGAGACGUUAUGGAUUUGUGUUUACUGUUUGGGGAAUACGAGGCAUAGUUUCAAGGAAUGUGUUAAAGCACUCGAGGAAAACUGUAAUAAGGCUGAUCUGAGCACAACAGCUGAGCGACGCUGAACUCCUUAUUAGUGUUUAAAAUGAUAUCGUUAUGAAGCGGAGGAGGAAACGCGACUUGUUGUCCACUUUAAUGAGCUCUGCAUAAAUAUUUGGAGGCUGGCUGAGAGUCCGCGCUGCUGCUCGGAGGGUCGAGGAACUCGGAUGGCAGAUCUGUGACUGCACUGCAGCACAUUUGUGUCAGAACUGAGGUUAAUCAGAUAACAUAGAGGAAAAGAGAUGAUAUUAGGACUGUAAAUAAGCACUCUGAUAGUGCUGGAGGUUUCCGUUUGCUUCUCUGUGCCUGCUGCAGUGUCUUCACUAACGGUAAUGCUGGGAGGAAGAUGAAGUUAAAACCCAUGUGGUGGUAACUGAAGCUGGGCUCAUCUUCUCUAAUGUGUCAUUACAUCCCACAUCUGAUGACGUCAGGAUGGAGGCUGCAUGUAAACUGCUGUGGAUGGACUGAUGGACGGGCGGACAGCGGCGAGUUGAGCAGCUCCAACAUCCCCGGAAACAUGGAACAGACGCCUACUUUGCUCCGCCUCUCCGUCAACACCUCCCAUGUGCCUUUGCUCUCACCAUCAUAUCCAUACAGCACCGCUCAGCUGGUCCUCGUUGCCAUGGUUACCACCUCCCUCAGCAUCCUCACCGUUCUCGGCAACACUUUGGUGAUCCUGUCCAUCAAAGUGAACCGUCACCUGCAGAUGGUCAACAACUACUUCCUGCUGAGCCUGGCGGUGGCCGACCUGAUCAUCGGCCUGUUCUCCAUGAACGUGUACACGCUGUAUAAGCUGCAGGGCCGCUGGCUGCUGGGCCCCGUGCUAUGUGACACGUGGCUCGUCCUUGACUAUGUGGUGAGCAGCGCCUCGAUCAUGAACCUGCUGCUCAUCAGUCUGGAUCGAUACUUCUGCCUGACGCGACCGCUCAGCUACCCAGUGCGGCGAACGGGCAGGAUGGCGUGCCUGAUGAUUGCUGCCGCUUGGCUGCUUUCUUUCAUCCUCUGGGCCCCCGCCAUCCUGUCCUGGCAGACAGAUAAGGGCGGGCGCGUCGUCCCUGACGAUCAGUGUUACAUCCGUCUACUUGUUAGCCCUGCUGUUACUAUGGGGACGACUCUUCCCUCCUUUUACCUGCCAGCAAUCAUCGUGAUCGGCCUGUACAGCCGCCUGUCAGUCGCCAGCUACGGCCGAAUGAGUGUGCUCAUGCCAAACCAGGGUGCUCUCAGGGCUUCCAGUCCCUCCUUAAAAGACUUCCUGCUGAGGCGGCGAGGCGUAGGGACCAGUGACCCCUGCUCAGACCUGACCCCGAACCAGCUCCAGUCCUGCACGCCAAAGACCAGAAGGAAGAAGAAGACGUGCAGAAGUCCAGAUGAUACAGGGCAGGCAGAGAGUCGCUGGAGACACUGGAAGCAUCCCUCUCAAACGGCUGUCAAACCCACUGGAGACGAAGACCACAACAAGACUGAAUCUGAAGACUCAUCCAACGCUGACCUCCACAGGGCGGCCUCGGCAGUCUUCUCCUCCUGCCCCGACAUCAGCUCACAUGAGAGGAGGCGGCAGCGAGUGAUGGCGAGGGAGAGGAGGGUCACGAGGACCAUCCUAGCCAUCAUCCUGGUAUUCAUCCUCACCUGGACGCCGUACAAUGUUAUGGCCGUUGUUGCUGCCUUCUGCCAUUGCCGCAUCCCUGACGCCCUGUGGACCACAGGAUACUGGCUGUGCUACGUGAACAGCACUGUCAACCCUGGCUGUUAUGCCCUGUGCAACAUCACCUUCAGAAAAACCUUCUGCAGCCUCCUGCGCUGCCGCUGCAGGCGGCUAUAACAGCACUGGUGUUUUUUUGUUUUGUUUUCGGCUGCUGGCUUUUUGCUUUUUUUUCAUGGAGUUUGGUCCUAUCGCAGGUUUCCAUCUAAAUGUAGAAGAAGUUUUAAGACGGGCAAAAACAAAUGCAAACAAAAGGUUGUUUCCAUCCCUGCAGCUCAUUGGUUGGUCUGAUAAACAGCCAGUGGUGCAAAAUGUCCUUAAAUCACAGCAGAUAAUACCAUGUCUCCAUUUCCAGCUCAGAUUACAUGGCCUCCUAUCACAUUUUGGGCUGUAAAUGUUUGAUGUUUAUGUAGUUAAUUAAUCCAUCUACUUCCUGCUGCUUCUCUAUGCUGUGUUUAAUGAGCAGUGACUGAUGUAACAGGGCAUAAAUGCUGUCAAGGCUGCAGCUACUGUUCAUUUUUAUUAUUAAGAAAGUGUUUGGUAGAUGCAGCACAAUAAAGGAAAUAAAACUG
Messenger RNA from Oreochromis aureus, 2403 nucleotides. RefSeq names its product cholinergic receptor, muscarinic 4b (gene chrm4b). Gene Ontology annotation, cellular component: plasma membrane. The transcript has 3 exons. Gene Ontology annotation, molecular function: G protein-coupled acetylcholine receptor activity. Gene Ontology annotation, biological process: adenylate cyclase-activating adrenergic receptor signaling pathway. The coding region runs from base 530 to 1951 and encodes 473 amino acids. The record is from RefSeq and is a predicted model, not a curated record. Lineage: Eukaryota; Metazoa; Chordata; Actinopteri; Cichliformes; Cichlidae.